AUGAUCGCCUUCCCAGCCGCAUAUGCUUACGUCUACCUCUCCCCAUCUAGCGCAAAGAAGGCGGCCCAGGAACAAGGGGGAACCAUCAAGCACGAGUUCACUCUCAUCAAGGCGUUCACCGUUGAAUUCCCAGAGGAGCAAGUCGGUAUCCUCGAGAGCAACCCCCACAUCCAUGUCGAGAAGGAUCAAGAAGUCAGGAUCCAGUGA
Molecule: messenger RNA, 207 nt
Organism: Aspergillus pseudoviridinutans
Lineage: Eukaryota; Fungi; Ascomycota; Eurotiomycetes; Eurotiales; Aspergillaceae
Exons: 2
Coding region: 1-207 (68 amino acids)
Source: RefSeq, a predicted model, not a curated record